CGCUCUUCGUAUUCUCCGUCCUUUCCCUUUUUCUUUAUUUUAAAAACCCUCUCUUCUCACUUCCAUUCUCUCUCUCUUCUCUUCCGCCAUUCUUCUUCACCUUUCUCACACUCUCUUUUUCUCUCUCCCUUUCCCUCCAAUGGCUUCCGUCACCGGUUCAUCUCUCUCCGCCACCUGCCAUCCUGUACUCCGCCUUAAAACCUCGUUUACCUCCAAGAAUUAUGCUCUGAAUUCAUCAGUAUCAAUUGGAAGGAGAUAUCCAAAGGCGCCACUUCGCUUGCGGGUUUCUUGUGCUGCUAACCAAGAGACAGUAGAAAAGGUCAGUAAAAUUGUGAGAAAGCAGUUGGCUUUGUCAGAGGACAAGGAAGUUACUGGUGAAACCAAGUUUCAAGAACUCGGUGCUGAUUCUCUUGACACAGUUGAGAUUGUGAUGAAGCUUGAGGAGGAAUUCUGUGUAACCGUUGAGGAAGAGAGUGCCCAAACCAUCACAACCAUAAAAGAAGCUGCAGAUCUUAUCGAGGCACUCCAGAAGAAGAAUUAGAUCAUCUAUGUUAACAUGGAUCAAAAGUGUUGUCUUGGUUUUGAAUAUUUAAAAUUUUUCUUAUCGUCAUCUUGAUAUUGUGUGUUCUGUUAGAGAUAGAACGUUGUGUUUGAAAAAUUAGAGCAGUAUAUGAAAUUGGUCAUAUUGAGCUCAUGGUUUGUGUGACAUUGUUCCUCUUUACAUUAAUAUAUAUUGCGUUUCAUUGAAAA
Amaranthus tricolor (Joseph's coat) is the source of this 750-nucleotide messenger RNA. Its product is annotated as acyl carrier protein 2, chloroplastic-like. The record is from RefSeq and is a predicted model, not a curated record. The coding region runs from base 140 to 541 and encodes 133 amino acids. Gene Ontology annotation, molecular function: acyl carrier activity. Lineage: Eukaryota; Viridiplantae; Streptophyta; Magnoliopsida; Caryophyllales; Amaranthaceae. Gene Ontology annotation, biological process: fatty acid biosynthetic process. The transcript is spliced from 4 exons.